CUCGCGCUAGCUGCGCGAACAGCUCGGAAGGAGGGAGGGCGGCGGCCCAGGCUCGCUCGGCCGCGCGCCCCGCCCCUCGGAGGCCGGCCUUCCAGCGCACCCCCGCCGUCCUUAGCGCUUGCGGGGACCGAGCGCCCAAGCUGCCGGCCGCGACCCGGGCCCAGCCGCCUCCCGGGCCGCACCAGUACUGGAGGGAAGAGCCGCCCUGGGGAGGAGGGAAAGGGACCUGGGGGCGGCCACGGCAGGGUUAACCUCCAUUUCAGCUAAUCAUGGGAGAGAUUAAAGUCUCUCCUGAUUAUAACUGGUUUAGAAGUACAGUCCCCCUUAAAAAGAUCAUCGUGGAUGAUGAUGAUAGUAAGAUCUGGUCGCUCUACGAUGCGGGCCCCAGAAAUAUCAGGUGUCCCCUCAUAUUUCUCCCUCCGGUCAGCGGCACUGCAGAUGUAUUUUUCCGGCAGAUUUUGGCUUUGACUGGAUGGGGUUACCGGGUUAUAGCUUUGCAAUAUCCAGUUUAUUGGGACCACCUUGAAUUCUGCGAUGGAUUCAGAAAACUUUUAGACCAUUUACAGCUGGAUAAAGUUCAUCUCUUCGGGGCUUCUUUGGGAGGCUUUUUGGCCCAGAAAUUUGCUGAAUACACUCACAAAUCUCCCCGAGUCCAUUCCCUCAUCCUCUGCAAUGCCUUCAGUGACACUUCUAUCUUUAACCAAACAUGGACUGCAAACAGCUUUUGGCUGAUGCCAUCGUUUAUGCUCAAAAAAAUAGUUCUCGGCAACUUUUCCUCUGGCCCAGUGGACCCUAUGAUGGCUGACGCCAUUGACUUCAUGGUGGACAGGCUGGAAAGUUUGGGUCAGAGUGAACUGGCUUCAAGACUUACCCUGAAUUGUCAGAAUUCUUACGUGGAACCUCAUAAAAUUCGGGACAUCCCUGUCACCAUUAUGGACGUGUUUGACCAGAGUGCACUUUCAACUGAAGCUAAAGAAGAAAUGUACAAACUGUAUCCUAACGCCCGGAGGGCUCACCUUAAAACAGGAGGCAAUUUCCCGUACCUGUGCAGAAGUGCAGAGGUGAACCUUUAUGUCCAGAUACACCUGCUACAAUUCCACGGAACCAAGUAUGCAGCCAUUGACCCAUCGAUGGUCAGUGCCGAGGAGCUCGAGGUGCAGAAAGGCAACUUCGGCAUCAGUCAGGAGGAGCAGUAGCCGGGGCGUCGGCUGUCAGUGGUGAGUGACCCAGCGAGUCCGCACAGUGACAUCCGUUCCCGCCCGUCGGCCUCUCCGUUCGCCAGGUUCACCGCUUAUCACUGUGUUUGGAACGAGGACCGAGUGUCGACUUUGUGACAGGCGGCAGCUCUUCUAAGCCCGUGUAACUAUUCCCUCUUUGGUUUUUUUAGCUUUUGAAUUUAAAGAAGUACUUUUGAAGACACUCAUUUUAAGACUUGUGAAAAUUUUGCUACCAAAAGUCUUCACUACUAUGUUAAGUUAACGUUAAUUUUGGAAGUUCGGGAUUUGUGGGGGUUUUUUUCUUUCCUUUUUCUUCCUUUUUGUUACUUGCUGUAAAUGUUGCAUAUCCACACCGUGUGUCAGAAGGACACUGGUUAUUUUUAUGCUCCUCUUGGUUAUAAGCAUUAUCAGUGCCAAGGCUGUCACCUAUUGUUGGCUCUCCUGCAAAUCAACUACUUCUAAUUUCCAGUUAAGCUCGUUGUUUUCCGUUUUGGCUGUGGUCUUUCUACCCAUUACAGUCUUUGGAAUAAAAAUUCAAUUUCA
Camelus dromedarius (Arabian camel) is the source of this 1760-nucleotide messenger RNA. It is a transcript of the gene SPG21, whose product is annotated as SPG21 abhydrolase domain containing, maspardin. Gene Ontology annotation, molecular function: CD4 receptor binding. The record is from RefSeq and is a predicted model, not a curated record. The coding region runs from base 270 to 1196 and encodes 308 amino acids. The transcript is spliced from 9 exons. Gene Ontology annotation, cellular component: cytosol; trans-Golgi network transport vesicle. NCBI's taxonomy places the organism in Eukaryota, Metazoa, Chordata, Mammalia, Artiodactyla, Camelidae.